Eucalyptus grandis is the source of this 1497-nucleotide messenger RNA. RefSeq names its product pentatricopeptide repeat-containing protein At4g38150. The transcript is spliced from 2 exons. Gene Ontology annotation, molecular function: protein binding. The record is from RefSeq and is a predicted model, not a curated record. NCBI's taxonomy places the organism in Eukaryota, Viridiplantae, Streptophyta, Magnoliopsida, Myrtales, Myrtaceae. Bases 241 to 1290 code for a protein of 349 amino acids.
CACUAACGAGUAGAGAGGCGCUCGCAGAGGUUGAAGACGAGCAAAGUUCUCAACUUUGAGGCAGAUUCAGCGGGAAUGGUGGUGCACCGGUUGUGGCAGUAACUGGGCACAACAGAUUCAUACGCUGAAUUGAUUUCACGACCCUGUUGCUAUGCACAGCUCGGGCAUUUGCAGCUGAAUCCAGUUGGCAGAAACUGUAAUUCUGCGUAGAAGCACUCCUUUGUCACAGCAAGUGUUAACAUGGCAGCACCGUGGCGUCGACUUUGCAAUAUCGUCCGUGGUUCCUAUUUAUCUCAUGAAAGGAUCAAGAAGAGUAGCAGUGUAAAGGUGCACAGCAUGACAGUCCGGCAUCUUAGCAGCUCCUUCAGUUUCAGUGAAAGUGGGCUGGAAGAUGCAAGAACAGACCAAAGCCAGAGCCGGAGUCAAAGCCCUGGCUACAACAAUGACAAUGGGAAUGAAACACCUCCUCCGGACCCAAUACCUAAUAGACCUUUGAGAGGUCGUCAACAAUCUCAACGCAUCAUAGGGAACAAUGGGCCUAAUUUUAGAGGAGAAGGAGUAAGAAGAGAUCCAUCCGAUGAUAGUUUCCUGGAAAAAUUUAAGCUGAGUUUUGACAAGAGGGAUAAGCCCGAGGGAGAUGUGGCAAGUGCAACUACCCAGUCAUCUCAGGAAGAAAAUAAAGUAAAUUCUAAUCAAAUGGCAAACGAAGGGCAGCCGCCACUCCCAGAAGAUGCUGAUGAGAUAUUCAAGAAAAUGAAGGAGACAGGUCUAAUUCCAAAUGCGGUGGCAAUGCUUGAUGGUCUUUGCAAAGAUGGGUUGGUCCAAGAAGCAAUGAAGCUUUUCGGUCUGAUGCGGGAGAAGGGUUCUAUACCAGAAGUAGUUAUAUACACUGCCGUUGUCGAAGGGUUCUGCAAAGCCCAAAAGUUUGAUGAUGCAAAGAGGAUUUUCAGGAAGAUGCAAAACAACGGGAUCACUCCAAAUGCAUUCAGCUUUACUGUGCUAAUACAAGGUCUAUACAGAUGUGACAGAUUGGAGGAUGCUCUUGAGUUUUGCCAGGAGAUGAUUGAUGCCGGCCAUUCUCCGAACGUGAUGACUUUUGUGGGAUUGGUGAACGGAGUGUGUAAGCAGAAGGGUGUUGAAGAAGCUCAGACUGUUAUUAACAGGCUCCGGGAGAAGGGAUAUUUCAUUAACGAGAAAGCCGUCAGAGAAUUCUUGGAGAAGAAGGCUCCAUUCUCAUCCAUGGUCUGGGAGGCCAUCUUUGGGAAGAAACAGUCCCAUAGCUUGUUCUGAUCGAUUUCCCUUGAUAGGCCUAAGCUGGACUUGGCGGGCGUGGAAUUACGUCUGUUAUGAAAAGCAUUACGAUAUAGGACUUCUGUUUUGUUUGCAUGGCAGAACAAAUCUACUUGUUCCCUGUAGUGGUGGCCGGUUUUGAAAAGUAGCAUAAUAUUGUGAUGGGUGAUCCGCCUGUUUGUUUUCAAUUUAUAUUUUCUAUUUCCA